CUACAACUUCUUCCCUUACCCCAUUACCCCAUUACCCCGUCUUUUACGUUUGCGUUCCUUUCCGCCGGCAGCUCCCAAACCUGGCCAGCUUCAGACACGCCAUCUAGCGGGACUUAGUCCGACUUACGUUGGCACGGGGCGAUCGCAGUUUGUACGGGGGACUUGGCGGCGUACAAAACAAUGUCUCAGCACACCUAUCCGACCAGCGCACCCCCGUCCCACUCCUCUGACUCCUCUAAACUGCGACUCUCUCAGCUCUCCUCACAGCUAUCUCCAAUGGCCUCCACACACUUCGACGCCGAUGUCGUGCCGCACGCGCCCGAAGACCCUCUCUUCGGCUUGAUGGCCGCGUACCGCAACGACACCUUUGACAAGAAGGUUGAUCUCGGUAUUGGAGCUUACAGAGACAACAACGCGAAGCCCUGGGUUCUGCCCGUCGUCAAGAAGGCCGAUGAGGCGCUUCGGACCGACCCCGACUUCAACCAUGAAUACCUCCCGAUUGCCGGCCUUGCCAACUUCACAAAUGCCUCGCAGAAGUUGGUACUGGGUGCAGACAGCCCCGCUAUUAGGGAGAAACGGGUCUGCACCGUCCAGACCGUCUCUGGAACAGGUGCCGUGCAUCUGGGAGCCCUCUUCCUCUCCAAAUUCUACGCCGGCCGUACCGCCUACUUCUCGGAUCCAACCUGGGUCAACCACCACCAGAUCUUCACCAACGUCCACAUCCCAAUCGCCACAUACCCAUACUUCUCAGCCCAGACCAAGGGCCUUGACUUCGAGGGAAUGCUGGACACAAUUGGCAAGGCCGCAGAGGGCAGCAUAAUACUCCUCCACUCAUGUGCACACAACCCCACAGGAGUAGACCCUACACAAGAGCAAUGGAAGGAGAUCAGCAGGGUUAUGAAGGAAAAGAAGCUCUUCCCCUUCUUCGAUUCCGCAUACCAAGGCUUUGCAUCUGGCGACCUGAACAAAGACGCAUGGGCGAUUCGAUACUUUAUCGAGCAGGGCUUCGAGCUCUGCAUUGCCCAGAGUUACUCCAAGAACUUGGGACUCUAUGGAGAGCGUGCCGGCAACUUCCAUUUCGUGACGGGCGCAUCCUCGGAUGCUGAGUCAACAAUUUCCCGAAUUGCAUCCCAACUUGCAAUUAUCCAGCGCUCGGAAAUCAGCAACCCCCCUGCCUAUGGUGCGCGCGUUGCAUCGGCUAUUCUCAAUGACCAGGCCCUUUUCGCGCAAUGGGAAGAGGAUCUUCGUACCAUGUCCGGCCGCAUUAUCGAGAUGCGGAAUCACCUGCGAAGUAAGCUUGAGGAGAUGGGCACCCCCGGAACCUGGAACCACAUCACCGAUCAGAUUGGGAUGUUCAGCUACACCGGCCUUACCGAGAAGCAAGUCUUGAAGAUUCGCGGGGAAGCUCACGUCUAUAUGACUAAGAACGGCCGAAUUUCGAUGGCUGGAUUGAAUACAAAGAACAUUGACUACUUCGCCGAGGCGGUUGACAAGGUCGUCAGAGAGACUUGACUUCCCUUGUUUUGUACCAGGGGGAGCUAAGUUGGUCUGUUACCAGGCGUCAUCGGAUGGUUCCGGGGCUUGCUUGGUUGGGUCGGGCUAAUUUCCUACUGUACGAUACUCCUCUGGUAGGCUUCUGCAUUACGGCCUAACGCUAUAGACUUGGACGUCAUGGCCCACAUUUCAGAACUUGGUGUGCACUGUAGAAUCACGAUUCUCUUCUCAUUGCUGAACGGCGACCGAUAGGCCAACUGACGGGCACACAUGCAAAAGUUGCGC
Molecule: messenger RNA, 1779 nt
Organism: Mytilinidion resinicola
Lineage: Eukaryota; Fungi; Ascomycota; Dothideomycetes; Mytilinidiales; Mytilinidiaceae
Exons: 3
Coding region: 181-1512 (443 amino acids)
Biological process (GO): L-aspartate biosynthetic process
Cellular component (GO): cytosol
Molecular function (GO): L-aspartate:2-oxoglutarate transaminase activity; pyridoxal phosphate binding
Source: RefSeq, a predicted model, not a curated record